UCAGAAUAUUCGAAUUUUAGGGCUCCUGAAACCUUUCGGACCCGAUAAAAUCCGACAAAAGUUGGAACAAUUUCGGCUCGAAUCUUCCCCCAAAUUCAUUGCAAAAUUCCAUUUAGGAGCGUUCGAAGAUCCGAAGCACCAAAAUGAAGUUCCUAGAAUACACGCCCUUAGAGCGAAUAAAUGUUUUUCUUAGCCGUUUAAAUCUUGGAGAGCGUACCAUCAAAGGCUGCCUUGAAGCUUAUUCUUGCAAACACACGGGAACUGAUAAGAAGUUGUCUCUCAGUUUGGAAAACGAGAUCCUUGAUUAUCUUGGGAAAUCUUCAGAUACAGACUCUUGUUCGCCAGCUGAAUUGCUUCUGAGCAGAUCAAGCCGGAAGACAUUGGUCUACCUGGUUCUCACACUUUAUCAUAUGUAUCCGGAUUAUGACUUCAGUGCUAUGAAUGCUCAUCAGUUCUUCUCAGAGGAAACCUGGGAUGGGUUUGAGCAGAUUUUUGAUACCUAUAUGUUUGAAUCAUCGAAGGAAUGGACCGAGACAAAUGAGGGUGGCUCUCUUUUUGAGACUUUGUACAAGGCUCUGGACGAGGUAGUGAAAUUGGCAGACUGUGAAAUAUACUCUUACAGUCCAGACUCGGAUGGAGAUCCAUUUCUUGAAAGAGGAGCCAUAUGGUCAUUCAAUUUCUUCUUCUAUAAUAGAAAACUAAAGCGUGUUGUGAGUUGCUGUUUCUGCUGUUUAAGUAAUGUGGUGGCAGAUGGAUUUCUCACGGAUGAUCUACGAUAUGAGGAAGAUGGAGAAAUAUUUGAUGUUAUGGACAUGUAAGGAUUACAUGUUGUAAGUGCUGCUAUAUGAUAAUAUGUCAAAAAUCUUGACAUACAUUCGUAGCUGUGUAACUUUUUAGGCUUGUACGUUUAUGACACCGAGUAGUAGUAGGUUUAGGUCAUGACUCUCUUACGUAUAUGGUUUCUAGUCCCCUGUAGAUACGAGUGAUGCUAUGUACAGGAACUCGUCUGUAUGCACGUUCCAAGUUGAUACGUGUCAUUUUCUGUA
Morus notabilis is the source of this 1046-nucleotide messenger RNA. Its product is annotated as repressor of RNA polymerase III transcription MAF1 homolog. Lineage: Eukaryota; Viridiplantae; Streptophyta; Magnoliopsida; Rosales; Moraceae. The record is from RefSeq and is a predicted model, not a curated record. The transcript has 11 exons. Bases 144 to 818 code for a protein of 224 amino acids. Gene Ontology annotation, cellular component: nucleus. Gene Ontology annotation, biological process: negative regulation of transcription by RNA polymerase III. Gene Ontology annotation, molecular function: RNA polymerase III core binding.